Messenger RNA from Porites lobata, 12130 nucleotides. NCBI's taxonomy places the organism in Eukaryota, Metazoa, Cnidaria, Anthozoa, Scleractinia, Poritidae. The record is from the annotation of a GenBank genome assembly.
GUCAAGACCUAUAAGGUUGUGCUAUGUGGAAAGACUGGAGUGGGAAAGACAUCAAUUUUUAGACGUAUGUGUGGGUCUGACUUGGACAGCCCUUGGAAAGGUUGUGCAAGAAAUACCCUUGAUCCUGUGGAGUGUAAUGUGUCAGUUGAACUAAAAAAGGAAACAAAAAUAAAGGUAUUCUUAUUGUUAUUUUAAGCAUUUUAUUAACCCUUUCACUUUACAAGAUGCCCAAAAGUGCUCAAACGUUUGAGCAAUAAUGCAACACAGGGGUGCCAUACUGCAGAGAUGUAUUAAAUGCUUUAUCAGCAGGGAGGUUAAUCAACAACAACAGCAAUGGCUGCAACAAGAAAGGCUACAUAGCAAUAGUUUUAGAUAAGCAACAACUUUUUCAUAUGCAUCAUGCUUUUUUGUACAUUUACUUAGCAUUGUAACUCCCUAAAUUCAGGUUUUAAUUGGACGUAAACACAAGAAAACAAAUUUGCCCUCUUUUCCUGAACUUACACACCAACAGUACUCCUUUAGAUUUCAACUCCAGGAAAAUUUGCAAAUAUUUGACAAAUUAACAGAACGGAGUAAGAGGGAUCAUGAAGUUUGAGGUGCAAGCGAAACAAUCAGCAAGAUUAUAAAAUUUCCAAUCAGGUAUUAGCUGCUGGCACAUGACUUCUUAUGCCAUCGCCCAUUUAGAGAGGUUGCAUUAACUCCAGCAGAUGUAAGAUGACUUAAAGACCACGUACCUCGUGUCUCGUGUGAGUAUGAGCUUCUUUAGCGAGUGUAAGUCUUUCGGGCGAUUGUAAUCGACUGAUCCAUGAUCGUGUAGUGUAAGAUAAAAUAAAACUUUGUUGUAUUUUGAGGAAUUGUUCCGCGAGCCUGACAACAUUCUGGCGACCCUGCCAGGACGGCUCGAUGGCGUAGAAGCUCGCAGUGGAAAACAGAUGUGAUCGAAGCGUCAUGACAUCGCUUUUGUCUCGUAUAAUAUUGGUGUAAACUCAAGUGUUUGUUUCUGUUUUUCUGUGCAAAGUGAGUUUGCAAGGAACAUGACAGAUUCAGAGGUCGACGAACUGCUUCUAAGAGUCGAGGGAGGAAUUUGUUAGCUCCCGUUGACAGGAAUAGAGCAGUUAGCGGAACAUGUGGGUUUGAAAUCCAAGGAGUUCAAAGGAAAAACCAAGCUUGCCAUGUCACGGACUAUUCGCGCUAUAGGUCGAGGAAGAGCUUGAAGAAAGCGAGAGUAAGGUCAAAUAUCUUGAAAGAAUGGAAUUUUGUGUCAGAAACGCCCCCGCCACUUGAGGGAACGGGUAGUACUGCGGUUAAAAACGAAGAGGUGGCGAAAGUGAAAACAGAAUACGAAGCGCCAAGUAAACAAUUCAAGUAAGCGCUUGAGUCGUACAAGAAGAAGAUGGAAGAGGCUUCGAUCAAACUUGAGGGCAUCGAGUCAGCUAAAACGGUUGCCGCAUUGUCAAAACAACAAGAAGGUGAAGUUGUGUCACUUUCUUAUGUUGAAAACGCUUUCUGGAGGGAUUUUAAGAUUCUUGGUGUAAUCGGAGGGGAGGAGCAGAAGGAUCGACUUUCCUUUGUUAGUCCAAUUCGCCAGAUUGACGCGGGGCUUGAGAGAGGAUGUAAGGAACGAGAGAUUAUUGAUGCUGUUAUUCGUGAAGUUAGCCCUAGUUUGAAGCUAAGAUCGUCUUUGGAAACUCCACAAGACUUUCUAAUGAGGGCCCUUGAUUUAAGACAACUGAUCCUUUUUGCACCUCAAGCUGAAAGUAGCGCGCGAAAUAUGAGCCCUCGCUGGUUAACCCCUUAUUCCUUCAUGUAGUUAAAAACAGGUUUACGGGAUGAGGCUGUAUACGUAGUAAAUUUCGACCAUUCCCUCAGAAAGCAGAUGUCACAGACGAAGAACUGAUGGAACAGAUUAACAUUGCAGUUUCGAAAGAAAUUGAGAGGCAGGGUAAAUUUGGUGCUGCUUAUAAAAGAAGUGUUAGAGUGAAUUCCUUACAAGUGGUAGAGAAUUUGGGGUACAAGUGCAUUCAAAGAAAAGUAGUACACAUAAAAAAAUCAAAACCUGACAGACACCGGCUCAGGGUGACCCUAGAGGCCGUAAAAUCAGAUGUUGCUGCCCUGAAGAAAGGUUUGGGUAGCCAGAAGGCUUAACAGCAAGGGAAAAGCCCCAGAAUAGGAGACCAUUUCCACGUAGUCGUUUCUGUGCAGCUUGCGAACAAACAAACCAAGAUUUUUGUGAUCAUUAUUACCACUGUGGCUCAAGUGAUCAUUAUUUUCGGGGAUGGGAAACCAAAGGAGGCUAUCACCGCGGGACAGGGAGUAGCCGCCGACAAUGUUAAAGGGUCCCAUGUAUGUGUUAACCGUUUAUUGAGGGGGUUUCCCCUGAUUGCAGAAGCAGUGUUCUAGUUGUCAUUCAGUCCACUAUUGUUCUAAGAAAUGUCAAGCAACCCAGUGGGUAAAGCAUAAAUCACUGUGUAGUGCCAUAAAAUACCUGUGCACUAAGGAGGAAAAGGCUGUAGAUGGCAGUAGCAUAAUAUUAGUCACCUAACUCCCGUUUGGCAAGGUAAAGUAGCGAAGUUGGUUGGUAAACGAUGCCUGGUGAAAUGUAUUAUGAGCAAUGUUGCUACCGAUGCAUUGUGGGACAUAGGAGCCCAGAUGUUUAUCGAAUCGAAAGAAUGGAUGAGCUGAGAGUCGUAGGAAUAUUGAAAAAGCAGCUAAUAGUACUGAAAUUCCAUACGAAGGCUGGGUUGAAAUCUCAUUUAAACUUGCGACUUAUGAUGAUAAACAUGCUUUAUCGGUACGCUUCCUGAUUUCCACAGACACAACCUAUUGAAGAAAUGGUUAGAAGUACCGAAAGUCAAUCUCCUAGCAAUGAUGAAAGGACAAUGGUUAAUGCCCAGAGUGCGAGCUGUAUUGAAAUUAAACGGGAGAAUGUUGAAGCCUUUAUCUUCGUUAUUAGGACAUCCUCACGAAGUGAAUUGUGUAGUGUAAGGGUAACAAAGAGGAAUGUGAUCCCAAAGAACGAGACAGUAGUAGUGACUUGCUCAGUAAAUACUGGUCCAAUUGAAUCAAGACUUCCUAUACUGUUUGAACCAACAUGGCCAUCAGGACUUGUAAUCCCAGAAACAUUAGUGUCCCUUAAGGGAGAUGCUUUAUCACGUGUUGGUAUCCAAGUAGAAAACACUACAGAGCAUGAUAUCACCCUGAAAAACCGAACGGUGUUAAGCAAACUUUAGUUGGUAAAAUCUGUGACUCCUCUCGAAAUGAGAAAGAAAUCAGACAAUGAGGAUUCAGUGGAUGGUGUUUCUCUAGCUGAUGAGACAUCAGAGAGUAAAAGAAUAUGUCAGAGAGAUGCUUGAUAAAAGCCCAGAAACAAGUUGCCCAGUUCUUGAAGUUGAUUUGGGAGACCUGACAGAAGACCAGAAAAUUGUAGUGAUGGAGAUGCUAAGAGACGAAGCAGAAUCCUUUUCAAAAGGUGAUGAAGAUGUAGGGUGCGUAGAAGGUCUACAGCUCAACAUCAACCUUUCAGACAGUCGCCCAGUUCAGAAGAACUACACAGCUAUACCCAAGCCAUUGUACCCAGAAGUUAAGCAGUAUGUUGAGGAUCUCCUUAAUUGUGGAUGGGUGCAGAAGUGACGAUCAGCUUACUCAUCACCUGUAGUAUGUGUGCGGAAAAAGGAUGGUUCUGUAAGACUGUGUGUUGACUUUCAUGAGCUCAAUAGGAGGACAGUACCUGACCGUCAACCACUUCCUCGUGUCCAGUCAACUGCCGAGAAUCUCGGGGUAAUGAAUUUUCUCACUAUUGAGCCCACGAAAAGCCUAUCACCAGGGAUUUAUUAGUCCGGACUGUCAACACAUUACUGCUUUUGUAACAGCGUGGGGUCUUAUGAGUGGGUGAGGAUACCCUUCGGGCUCCGGAAUGCGCCCGUGGAAUUUCAAACGUACAUGGAGAACUGCCUUCAGGGGCUAAGAGACAACAUUUGCAUUCCCUACCUGGAUGACAUAAUUGUCUCUAGCAAAACCUUCAAUGAAGACGUAGAAAAUAUCCAGACGCACGGAAUUAAACUGAAAGCAAAGAAAUGCAAGCUGUUUAAAAGAGAAGUCAAUUAUCUGGGAAGAAUUAUCUCUGCUGAUGGAUAUCAUGUGGACCCAUCGAAUACUCCGGCUGUGUUAUCACAGAGACUUAAAAAGAACCAAAACAUGAACCGUGGAUGACGUCAGGAAACUUCUGGGCUUGUUAGGGUACUACCAAAAGUACAUCCAGGAUUUCUCUAGGAUUGCACAACCCCUCUUUGAACUUCUUUUAAGAAGUGUCUUAAAAGACGCCCAACGUAAAAUUGAGCAGCACUGCGAAUCCAAGGGGACAGCGUGUUCAGAAAGGUAACAGUGUGCCGUCUAGCCAUCGGGUCGUUUGGACACAGGAACACCAAGAAGUUUAGGAACACCUUGUAAACUGUCUUGUUAGCCCACCAAUCUUGAGCUGCCCGGACUAUAGUCUGCCAUUUGUCCUGCACACAGACGCUUCAUAGGAAGGACUAGGGGCUGUGCUUUAUCGGUGUCAGUCUGGACAAAUGCGUGUGAUAGGGACAAGGACACUGACUUCUCCGGAGGAAAACUAUCACCUUCAUUCAGGAAAAUUUAGAAUUUCUAGCGCGCAAAUGGGCCGUCUGCGAACAGAUCAGGGAUUACUUUUAUUAUGCGCCAUCAUUCACUGUGUACACUGACAAUAAAUGUAUUUUCCGCUGUUAUUCCAAGUAAUUAGUCGCAGUUGUUUUCGUUUCACACCUGCCGCACCCACUAUUGUGCAUUCUGUUUUGCAUUGAUGUCCUGAUUGGCCAGUUAUUAGUAUUUAUACUCUCCGUUGUCUCUUGAGUACCAUUCACGCUCGCUGUUCCAUACAGUUUAUUCAUCUUUCUGGUUUGUGUUUUUCCUAUUCGUGUGAUGCCCAACGAUCAAAAAGAGAGCGAAGGUUCGUCCGUGCGGCUGAAGUUGGCCAAACUUCAGGUGAUAGUGGAGGCAACUCAGCAGCCGUUGAUCAAGUCUUUUCCAUGUUUAAGGAUUUUCUUGAGAAAAAAUUAGAAGAUAAAGGAAAGCAAAUCGAACAAAGGAGUAAGUUAGAUAAAGAAGUUGUACAGCUAAAGUUCAAAGGUAACCAGAAACAAUUUGAGCUUAAUGUCGAAUUAGAUGCCAUUUUUGAAAGCAUUGAAACUGAAAGUGAAAGCAUCGAGCCUAAUUUGUCGCAGAUGAAGAAACUUUCCCAAGAAGGCAGGCAACGUAUUCGAAAGCGACAGAAGCUGAUAAAAAUCGCUGAUAAAAGUAGGGACGGCUGGCAGGUUGUAGCCGAGUACGAGUCGGACGAGCUUGCAUCCGGCUCCGAAGAUGAAAAGCGUCUUAAGAAGGCAAGAGAAGCAGCGAGCCGCAAGAGACGUCAAAAGGAACAACUCUCCAGCGAUCGUGGAAAGAAACCAAGAAUUGCUUUGGGCGCUGAUAAUCAGCUUUUUCGUGGUAAGAAAAAGGAGCCUCCUCUUUACUUUGUAUAUUCAUAUGUGUUUUGGAUCUGCUUGCGCAUCCUACCAUAUUUCUCGUGUGAUUUGUUUGUAUUACGGGAAUUUAAGGGUAAAAUGAUUUACGUGCGUUUGAGCGAAGCGAAUUAGAACGUAAUUCCCUGACUUAUGUCCUAUCCUCAGCCAAGAUUAAUUCAAUGGGACAUCGUUGGGUUGCAGAACUUGCAGAUUUAAUUUUGACAUCAGGUAUAGAUCUAGGAAAGUGAACAAGGAUGUGGAUACGUUGUCAAGGAUUUCCCUCAAUAUUAAUCAGUAUAUGCCUGCCUGUGCUAAGACGACAUCUGAAGAGGUGAUCAGCGCAACUUUCUCUGGCAUAAUGGCACUUCAGAAUGGUGAGGCUGUCUGGAUCACAGCAGUAAGUGGGGCGAAAGAAACACUGAACCUCAAUUCUGAUCCCAUUCAUUCAAGAAACUAUCACAAGAUUAAACCUCAUGUUAUUUUGGCAUCCGAAAAACGAGGUCCAAGUAUUAGCAAUUAGAAUACAAAAUGGAUGGCCGUAAACCAGCUGCCCAUGAGAUUGGGAGGGAACUUCCUUACACAAGAAAACUGUUGCGUGAAUGGCCAAAGUUAGAGGUUGGAGGAGAUGGUCUUUUGAUAGCUAGAUAAGAUAGAUAGAUAAUUAAGGCUAUAUAUUGUGCAGUUUUCAUGGCGAGAUGAUCAACUGCGCAUUACAACAAUACAUAGAAUUACAAACAACUAAAUGAUAAAUAAUCAUGUGUUGUAUAUAAUAUCAAAAAAGCCUUACUAAAAGGUAAGUCUUCGGCAUAGUCGUGUAUAGGUAUUCAGUAAACCUAGCUAAGAAUGAAAAGCUUAACUAAAAAGAUGGGCCUUUAUUAAGAUGAUCUUUUAAAAGUGUCAACAGAUUUGGCCAUUCUAAUUUCCAGAGGUAAAUCGUUCCAGAGUUUAGGCGCCGCAGCAACAAAAGCACGGUCGCCCAGGGUUGUUAAAGUUUUAAAAUUCGGGCGAGACAGCAGUAUUCCGUCGUUAGAUCGCAGUCUACAUCUUGAGUUUAAAGGAUUAAUUUUAACAAGAUCAUUAAUUGAUAUGGGACGGUGCAACUUCAUGAAUGGCUUUGAAAGUUGAAAGUAAAAUCCUAAAAUUAAUACGAAAUGAGACAGGAAGCCAAUGCAGCUGAUGGAGCACAGGGGUAAUAUGGCAAAAUUUGCCCUGCAUAAUAACAAGUCUGGCAACUGCGUUUUUUAAACUCUCUGCAACUUGUCAAUAUGGCACUUAGGCACGCCAUAUAACAGACUAUUACAGAAGUCUAUUCGGCUACUAACAAAAGAGUGGAUAACAGUCGCAGCUGCACCCAUUGAAAGGUAUUUCCUUGUGCGUCUAAUACUGUGCAAGAGAUAGAAAGCAGCACUGCAUAUUUUGGUACUGUGUACGGCCGUAGUAAGUUGAUCAUUGAACCAAGAACUCAAAUUCCGCACAACAGACACUGCUUACAUCGCAAUCUCCUACCCUGAUAGUGUUAACAGUGGCCUUUUUCAAUAGAUGUCGUAAUGCUAUUACAAUAAGUUCGGUUUUGUCGUCAUUAAGCAUGUUUGUCCGAGGUCAUCCACUGCUUAACGUCCGAGAUACAGGUUUCCAUUGAUCUAAUUGCCUCAUCUUGACUAAAAGCACAGCUUGGGUUAAAGGAGAAAUAAAGGUGGGAGUCAUCUGCAUAACAAUGAUCUUUUAGAAGGUGACGACCGACAAUGUCAAAGAUUUUGCUUGUAUAUAUGUUAAACAAAAGGGGACCUAGCAUGACCUAGGCAUGAUCCCUUGGGAACGCCAUAACGAAGAUGAAAUACAUUUGAAAGCGCUCCCUGAACAGAUAUUCGUUGUGUUCUUCGAGAUAGAUAAGAGCAGAACCACGAAAUAGCAGUUCCAUUCAGACCCAGCUUUGAUCUUAAACGUGUUAGCAAAAUACUAGGGUCGAUAGUAUCGAAGGCAGCACUCAAGUCUAACAGAACGAGGAGGUUCACAUGCUGCUUGUUCAUGUUUAUUUGUCAGGAUGUCAUUGUGAACUUUCAACAAAGCUGUUUCCGCACUAUGAAGUUUCCUGCAUGCAGACUGGAACACUGGAUACAGAUUGUUCUUAGCAAUGUGCGAUUGAAUCUGAUCCGCAACAGCACUCGCCGUGAGCUUGGAAAUAUAGGAUAGAUUACUAACAGGACGUAGAUUCUUGUAAAAUUGGACGAGUCAGAUCCACACUUCUUCAAUAAAGGUGUUACUACUGCCUCUUUCCAUACUUCAGGGAAAUGACCAGACUGCAAGGAUAAAUUAAUAAUUAACGUAAUUACAGGCAAGAGUUCAUCCAUACACUCAACUACCAAUGACGUGGGUACAGGAUCUAAUGAACAUGACUUUUUUGAAGAUCGCAUAAUAAUGUGCGUACAUCAUCCAUUGACAGCGAUUUACAGCUGGUAAAUGAAUUAGAAGCAAGAUCUUGUGCUGACACAUUAGAAUUCACAGCAUUUCCUAGUUUAGAGUGAAUGCUUGUCACCUUGUCAAUGAAGAACCUGCCUAUGUUAUUGCAACCACCUCAGCGUUAGAUCCACCGGGCUGGGAUAAUUUCUUUGAUUCUGAUAAUAAGGAGUUGGCGGCUUUAAACAGCCUGCCUUGGUCGAAGCUGUUUUUCUCAAUGAACUCAUUGUAAUAUGUACAAUGCACCUGGUUCAUAAGCAGUGUUGCAUGAUUCUUUUUCUGUUUGAAUGCAGAAUAAUGCAUUGGAUCCUUUGUAGCCCUCCAGUUCCGCCCGCUUUUCUCCUUUCCCUGAAAGCAGCCUUGAUCGAAUCGUUAAACCAGGCCACACGAGGCCUGUUAACCACAGUUCUAGUCUUCAAAGGAGCGUGACAUUAGAUGAGUAACGAAAGGGUUGAAUUAUAACAGGUAACAAGGCCAUCCAGACUUAAAUUGACAAUGUUUUCAUUACACAGGGCUGAUUUGGCAAGAUCACCUUUAAAAGAUUCAAUGUUAACUGACUUGACGUUCCUGCAGGUGACAGUUUUGACACUUGCUUCAGGCUUUAUGGAAUUAAGAUCACAAAGAACAGCUGUAUGGUCAGAGAAGAAUUGACCGAUUGUGGGAUAAUUCUUUAUGAUCGAAUCAGAUUGACAAGUGAUUAUCAGAUCCAAGGUAUGACUGUGGUUGUGAGUAGGUCCAGCUACAUGUUGUUCUAGGCCCAUGGAUUCCAAAAUAUUCAGAAAAUCGCCAGCAACUGCAUCACCAGCUACGUCAACAUGAAGAUUAAAAUCGCCAACGAUCAGGAUUGGUUCCAUGGAUAAAAUAAAUAGAUUCUAAAUACGACGUGAAUUCACUAACAAAGGAUUUGGUGCAAGGCGGGCGGUAAACAAUCACAAUUCGCACGGCGAAUGAACCAAACUUUACCGAAAGUUCAGAGAACUCGAAUGAUGAAGAUGAGUUGUCACUAUGUUUAAUCAAAUAUAGCCACUGAAAUAGAAGAAGAAGAAGAAAAAGAAAUAAGAAGAAAUAGAAGAAGGUGUGGAGAAAAUUUAAAGUUAGUUCUACCAAAGCAAUUUCUCCCUCUGGUCUCUAACGAACUACACCAGGAGAUGGGCCACCCAGGAUCAGAGAGAGUACUGCAGUUAGCUCAGGAGAGAUUUUAUUGGCCAUACAUGGAACGCGAUUUCACUCACGUUGUAACCAAGGUGUGUAAGCUGCCGGAAACAAGGACGCCCAAAUAUUUCGACACGUGCCCCUCUUAAUAUCUAUUGACUACCUACACUUGGAAAGAAGUUCUGGUGGACAUGAGUCUUGUUAUUGUUGAUCACUUUACCCGUUUUUCCUAAGCUUAUCCCACAAGAAAUAAGUCGGCUCGAACAGCAGCGGACAAGCUUUUUAACGAUUUCAUGCUGCGCUUUGGAUUUCCAGCUCGAAUCCUCCAUGGCCAGGGAAGAGAAUUUGACAAUAAAUUGUUUCACUAGUUACAGCAGUUUUGUGGAAUGGUCCGUUCAAGGACGACAACUUAUCACCCACAAUGCAAAGGGAAGGCCGAGAGAUUUAACAAGACCCCACUGUCAAUGCUAAGAACUCUUCCCGAAGGACGGAAGGGUAGGUGGCAUGAGUACAUCCCAAAGGUUGUACAUGCAUACAAUUGUGCAAGGAGCGAAUCAACAGGAUACUCCCCAUUCUUUCUUUUGUUUGGGCGUUCACCUCGUUUACCAGUUGAUACGGUUCUUGGAACUUUGCUAGAGUUAGUGAAGGGCAGUCAUAGCACUUAUGUCUUGAAAUGGAAGUCUGUUGUGUCAAAAGCAUACACACUUGCUGCCGAAAAGGCUCGCUCCUUAGCUUUCAAGGGAAAGUCAUUUUAAGAUCGCAAAGCCCACUUUACAACCUUGUAACCAGUUAACAGAGUUCUCGUGAGGAAUCUUUCAGAGCAUGGGGGACCGGGUAAACUUAGGGCUUACUGGGAGGACCAGAUUCACGUAGUGGUGGAAAGAAAGGGAAGAGCCCGGUCUAUGAGUUAAAGCCGGAGAGAGGCAAUGGUAAGAAGCGUGUCCUUCACAGAAACUUGCAACUACCAUGUGACUUUCUUCCUGUAACUGAAGAGCAGAAUGGUCAGAGGGGUGAAAGAACUUGGAACACAGUACCAAACACUAGUACCGACAGCGACAGUGAUGAUGGUGACCCCCCAACCUACUCACCGUUACAGCUGUCGGAGUGGCCAGAAUCAAAUCCUGCUACGGACGGCAUGCAACUUUUGACGCUGUUGAGUCCAGAGACCAUGAACCCACAGGGUCACAACAUUCAGAUACCACGUAAUUGAAAUAGACUGAAAUACGCAGCAACUUGACGUUUGGAAAGAAUUUAUGGCCAAGACCUUAACUGCACUGCUAGAAAGGGCUUGUUCCGCGUUGAGCCACUUGCGCUACCAACGGAAAAGCCGCCACAUGAAAAUUAUGGGCGAUGGUAGCCUAACAGACGUUUAUUUCUCGCUUUCGGAGCCUGAUACUGAGUAGCUUUUAUGUAAGGAAAAAGGCACUGCACUAUAAAAACCUGGGUGGCAUAUGAUGAUCUUAUAAUUGAAUACUGUAUGUCUUAGGCAGUUCGCCGUGCUGUUAGUGUUAGUGUCCCAGUUUCAGACAAUUUCCUCACACUGAUUUGCAAACAUCAACGCUGAUUUCAUUUUACCUUCUCACGUUUAUGUCUCUACGGAGCCUGUCUUAACCCUUCUCAUAGUCAAAUCAUUACAAAAUGCAAUUGAAAGUGGUCAAGACCAACGAAGCAGGGGCUCCAAACGAAGGUUUCCUCCAAAAUACACUCUUUUUUUCUAUAAGAAAAUAUUUUAUAAGAAGAAUAUUGAGGCUGAAAUUUGCGAAAAUUUAAGAAUAUUUUAAUACUAAACCUCAGGCUGAGAUUUUGAAAAAGAUAUAAUUUUGUGUGCUUAAAAACUUAAAUACAAUACAAUUAUAUGUUUUGAACUUAUGCCAUUCUCUAAGCGGCAAAACCCGCCAACAAAACGAAAAAACCUGCACUUACUAUAAUUGAUACCCCAAUAUAUUCUAAAACGGAAAUGACAUAAGCUAUAAUUUAAGAAUAAUACUGGAAUAUUUUCAGACUGAAAUCGGCAGAAAAAUAAGAACAUUCAGCCUCGGGCGGGAGAAACAACUUUCUGAUAAAAAAAAGAGUGUUAUGUUGCAAUCACUUUUUAAACUGUCCAGAAUGUUUUUAGCCAUGUUUUAGCGGUUCUCUAGAAAUGCAUUCUAGCUAUAAGCAGCGCUACAAAAUUUUAUCUGUUCGGUCAUCUUAGGGGAACUUGAGUCUUUUUGAAAUUACAAGGGUUUCAGUAUUAUUUAGACUCCAGACAACUGUCCUAAGAGCACUAGACUGCUUGCAAUCCACCUUUUCUCUUAAAAUCCGUCUAGCUCUUACAGUUAUCCAGUGCGAUUGCAAACCACGCCCUUACUUCUCGCGUCCUUAGGUUUCGCGUGCAGUAACUUUGCAAAGAAAAAUAAGAGACUGCUCGCAGUCUAUAAGAGCACAACCCUGAAUUUAUGUUGUGAACGUUUUUGCCCUUAAACCAAGGGAUGUGGCAUAUUUUGUCUUUUAAUAGUGAUAUUUUCCACUUUAAUUUGCAGCUAAACCUGUGGGACACUGCUGGACUUGAACAACAUGCCACAUUAACUCGCUCUCACUAUUUACUCAGCCAGGCUGUGUUGAUUGUGUACAGUGUAAACGACGAAGAAUCUCUCAGCCAGGCCAUUGAAAUCCUGAAGUUUGCCAAAAUCCAUGCGCAAGGUGCCUGCUUCAUUUUGAUCACAAACAAGAUAGACUUAGAACCAACUUUCACAGAGGAUAAAUUGAGGUCAUCAAUUCCAAAGAAUGCGUUUGUGUUGCAGUUUAGAACUUCAGCCUUAACAGGUGAAGGUAUACAGGACAUGCUUCAUAAACUAGCGAGCCAUUUAAAUAAGAGAGCAACACCCAUGAAACCAACUAGUCGUUCAUGCCUUGGUAAUUGCAAUGACAAGAGUGCUAGUUACAAUUUAGAUGCUGGUGUUGUUCAUUUGCAAUUUGAAGACACUCAUCAACGACGUCGAAGACGAAGAAAAUGCUGCUCUUCAUAA